UAUUCUGAAGGCGUGUGUUCUGUAGCUUCAGCAUCCCGAGGCUUUCACGGAAAUCGAGUCAUUUUACAAGGAGGGUACAGAAGCCAGGAGAUGAGAGGCGGGAACGCCCAGGUGCAUCCGGAGGGCGGGCAGAUAGUUGCCCCAGGUCCAGGUGCCGCGCCCCCGAGUGGAGGGGCCCUGGCCCCGCUCCGCCAGGCGGAAGCGCCUCUGCCAUUGGCCCGACGGCCGCUUUUACCUGCGCUGGGCCCGCGGCCCGAGCGCAAAGUCCGCGGCGCCGGGUCCAGGAGGCGGCGGUCGGCAGCGUAGAUGGGCCCCCGCCCUCGGCCAGGCAAGAUGCCGCUGGGGCUGCGGAGAAAGAAGCAAGCCAAGUCCCAGGAGGCCGCCCGGCUGGUGGGGGCAGAGCGGGCGGGCGCGCGUGGCAGCAGCCCCCCGGGCCCCGCGGUUGCCACUCGCGUGCUGGUUUUCCACACGCAACUGGCGCACGGCAGCGCCACGGGCAGAGUGGAGGAUUUCUCCAGCAUCCAGGAGCUCUACGACAAGAUCGCGGGCGUGUUUGAGAUCUCGCCGUCCGAGAAUGGACUGUUUCAUUCCUCUGUCUUUUCUCAUGCUGGGUUCACUUCUGAUAGUUGCUACUCACCUCUCCAGUCUCAACUUUUACCUCCUCCAAGAAGCCGCCUUCCUCCUGAAUCUGCCAGUCUAAAUGAGAUCUUAUAUUGCACUUUAAACACACCUAAAAUUGACAUGGAACGACUUUUAGGAGCACAAAUAGGUCUUGAAGAUUUCAUAUUUGCCCAUGUGAAAGGAAUAAAAAAAGAAGUGAAGGUGUAUAAAUCUGAGGAUUCACUUGGUCUCACCAUUACAGAUAAUGGUACUGGCUAUGCUUUUAUAAAGAGAAUUAAAGAUGGUAGCACAAUUGACUCAGUUAAAACAGUCUGUGUGGGGGAUCACAUUGAAUCCAUAAAUGGAGAAAAUAUUGUCGGGUGGCGUCACUAUGAUGUUGCUAAGAAGUUAAAAGACUUAAAAAAAGAAGAAUGCUUUACUUUGAAGUUAAUAGAACCUAAGAAGGCAUUUGACUAUCAGGCAGUUCUCAGAAGCAAAGACAGUGGUGAACAAGCCUUGGCAAAGUGCUGUUUUUCUCAGUUUUCUGAUGUGUCUCAUGUAUCAUUAAUUUUUAAAAAAUUAUUUUUGAUAGCUACCACAAUGUUUGAAGCUGGAAAGGACAAAGGUAAUCCAGAUGAGUUUGCUGUGGCACUUGACGAAACUCUUGGAGACUUUGCAUUCCCGGAUGAAUUUGUCUUUGAUGUUUGGGGAGCCAUCGGAGAUGCCAAGCGAGGAUGAUUCCAGUGUAGACAAUCCAUCUCUAGAGAAAUGAACCCAUUUAAAAAACAAACAGACCCAUAAAAACUGCUUUUAGACACUGUUUUGGACUGUGGUUUGUUUUUUUUGUGUGUGUGGAAUACAUUCUUUGAAGUAUAA
Molecule: messenger RNA, 1476 nt
Organism: Manis javanica (Malayan pangolin)
Lineage: Eukaryota; Metazoa; Chordata; Mammalia; Pholidota; Manidae
Source: RefSeq, a predicted model, not a curated record